This is a messenger RNA of Hippopotamus amphibius kiboko, 4781 nucleotides long. It is a transcript of the gene TACC1, whose product is annotated as transforming acidic coiled-coil containing protein 1. Bases 1335 to 3668 code for a protein of 777 amino acids. The record is from RefSeq and is a predicted model, not a curated record. The transcript has 14 exons. Gene Ontology annotation, cellular component: cytoplasm. NCBI's taxonomy places the organism in Eukaryota, Metazoa, Chordata, Mammalia, Artiodactyla, Hippopotamidae. Gene Ontology annotation, biological process: mitotic spindle organization; cerebral cortex development; cell population proliferation.
GCCGGCGCGCCGCGGAGCACGAGCGGGCGCAGCCGGGGCGCCGCGCUCCGAGCCAUGGGAGGCGCCCACUCUCAGAGCCCCAGGGGCCGGGAGCCGGCCGCGGAGAGGCCCCCGAGACCCCGAGAGACCGCUGGUGAUUCUGAGAGGUGCCAUCCCUACGUAGAAUCCCGGAAACUGAAGAAAAGCAGAGGAGAACUCUGCUGCUUCCCUCUGCCUUCAAACAUAGAGGGUUUUUAUUUUGAAGGCUGAAAUCAUCAGGCCUGUUGGCAGACUUCUGAAGCAGCAAACGGGAAACCAAAGACUUAGAAGUUAUGGAAAGAAAGCCUCAAAAAGGAGACUUGGGAAACGGAUCAGGCUAUAAUUUCACAGGGUAACUUAGCAUCCUUUACCCAAGACCUGGCCACGGCGCGUCCAACAGUGCGGACUGGGGGAGCGACAAAGCAUCUAAAAUUCCAGCCCUCGGCUACUUUUGCAGCGUUGCUGAGGGAUUUUAAGGGUGAAGGUGAACAGGCUGAAAUCUUCCACGCCGUCCUAUCAGGGAGGGGGAAACACCGCCCACGGCGGCCUCAGAGUUUCCUAUAAUAAGGGGGCUGAACUUCUCUGCGAUCCAGUAUCACCAACGCCAUUAAGUCGCAGUAGCAAGAUGAAAAACUAACAAUAAAAAGGGAAGGAGGCCCAGUCCGGCGUGCACGUACACGGAAAACGGAUCUUCCCAGCUCCGGACGCCGGCGGAGCUGUGGUGGGGGAGUCCGGGUCCGCGGCCCGCGGCCCGCGGCCAGAGCCGCCGCCUAGCAGUCCCUUCCCGCAGUGCGGGCGCGACCACUGUGGCGCCAAGGCGGGGGGAUCCGGCGAGCGCGCCGCGCACUUCAAAGGGCCGCCGGCGCCGGCGCCCCCGCCCGCGCGCGCGCGUAGUACGGUCCGAGGGGGCGGCUCCUGGGGCGCGGCUCCGCGGCAGCUGAGGCGCGCCCGGCCGGCCGGGAGGCGGGAGCCGGGUUGCCGGGACCGUGAGCUGCCGAGCUUCUGGGCCGCCGAGGCCGACCCGCCGGGCGCCGCGGACCCGGGCCCCGAGGAGGCCCUGCGAGAGGCAGGAGUCGCCGGGCGCGGGGGGCACCGCGGCCGCACGUUCCGGAAGGAGGACGAGGAGAAAGCGGCGCUGCCAGCCGGCGGAGAGGAAGCGCUCCACCCGGGCCCCUCGACGGCGCUCGUUUAACCACAUCCGCGCCUCCGCUGGAAGCGCGUCUGGGCGCCUGUCACCGUUCCCUCCAUUUUGAAAGGGAAAAAGGGCUCUCCCCCUUCCCCUCCUCCUAGGAGCCGCAGCCGGAGGAGCGGCGCUCAUGGCGUUCAGCCCCUGGCAGAUCCUGUCCCCCGUGCAGUGGGCGAAAUGGACGUGGUCCGCCGUGCGCGGCGGGGGCGCCGGAGAGGACGAGGCCGGAGGGCCCGAGGGCGACCCCGAGGAGGAGGACUCGCAAGCCGAGACCAAAUCCUUGAGUUUCAGCUCGGAUUCUGAAGGUAAUUUUGAGACCCCUGAAGCUGAAACACCCAUCAGAUCACCUCUCAAGGAAUCCUGUGAUUCACACCUAGGACUGGCAGGCCCCGGAGCCAAAACCCAAGACUCACAAGAAGUGGACGAACAGCUGGUAGCAGAAGUGGUGGAAAAAUGUUCCUCGGAGGCUGGUUCUAGACCUUCAGAAAACGAGGCAGCUCCGCACCCUUUUGGGUCUCACUUGCUCAAGGGUUUCAGAGAAGAACCUGAACACGAUGUGAGCAAAAUCUCCGUCGUGAGGCCGUUUUCCAUAGAAACCAAGAAGCGCCCGGACCUCCCGGGGGCGCCCGGCACAGCAGCGGCCCAUGGCCGCGCGGCCGCCGCCCAGGACGAGGCCAUGACCGAGGGCGCCGCGGGCGCCGCGCCGGAGGCCCCGGCGGAAGGCGACCCCGAGGCGGGGAGCCCGCGCGCGGAGACCGGGGCCGGCAGGAGCAGGCUGCGGAGGCCCAGGCCCGUGGGCCUGCGGAAGAAGGCGGCGGCCGGCGAGCUCUCAGACGCCCGCCCUGGCCCGGAGGGCGCGUGGCAGCCCCGCGCGGCCCAGCAGGCCGGUCCCGACGGCGCGGACCUGCCGCGAGGUGGCCGGAGCCAGCCGGGUCCCCCCGGGGCUGAGGAGACGGCAGGCGCCCCCAGCGGGGACGCCCGCGACCCAGGGGCCGAGCUGCCGGAGGCCCCCACGAGCGCCCCCUGGGACCUCGAGUUCGAGUUCACGGAAGACGUGGAGCCCGUCGAAGGCAGCAGAGCCCUCGUGGGGAGACCCGGCCGCGCAGCGGGCAGCAGGCUGACGCCCAAGGUCCAGAAAGACGGCGCCGGGGAGCCCGCGGGCGCCCCAGGGGCAGCAACGGCCUCGGAGCCGGGGCCCCGCGCGUGUCCCGGGGAGACCCCCGACCUCGCGCCCCUCGGGGGCCACUCGCCGCGGCAGCGCUCGCCCGCGCUCUCCGCUCAGGGCUCCUACCGCUUUGACCCGGAUCACUUUGACGAAUCCGUGGAUCCCUUUAAACCCACUCUGACUUUAGCGAGCGGCGACUUCGGUUCUCCCGCCGGUAAUCACAUUAAUGAAAUCUUAGAAUCACCCAAGAAGGCAAAGUCGCGUUUGAUAACGAGUGGCUGCAAGGUGAAAAAAUACGAAGCCCAGUCUCUUGCUUUGGAUGGGUGUUCUCAGGAUGAAGGAGCAGUGAUCUCCCAGAUUUCAGACAUUUCUAACAGGGAUGGCCAUGCUACUGAUGAGGAGAAGCUGGCGUCCACAUCAUCUGGUCAGAAACCCACAGGGGCCGAGGGGAAAGGUGAGCCAGAGGACGACCUGGAGUACUUUGAAUGUUCCAAUGUUCCCGUGUCUGCCAUAAAUCAUGCGUUUUCAUCCUCAGAAGCAGGCACCGAGAAGGAGAUGUGCCAGCCGAUGGAGAAGGACGGACCUACCGUGUCUGCACUGCUGGAGUCCCCAGGGGAGAAGGGCCCCGUGUCCGUGGCCUGUGGAGGGGAGAGCCCGCUGGAUGGCAUCUGCCUCAGUGAAUCAGACAAGACCGCUGUGCUCACCCUGAUAAGAGAAGAGAUAAUCACUAAAGAGAUCGAAGCAAAUGAAUGGAAGAAAAAAUACGAAGAAACCCGACAGGAAGUCUUGGAGAUGAGGAAAAUUGUGGCUGAGUAUGAGAAGACCAUUGCCCAAAUGAUCGAAGAUGAGCAGCGGACGAGUAUGACCUCUCAGAAGAGCUUCCAGCAGCUGACCGUGGAGAAGGAGCAGGCGCUGUCCGACCUCAACUCAGUGGAGAGGUCGCUCUCCGACCUGUUCAGGAGAUACGAGAACCUGAAAGGCGUCCUGGAAGGCUUCAAGAAGAAUGAAGAAGCCUUGAAAAAAUGUGCUCAGGAUUACCUAGCCAGAGUUAAACAAGAGGAGCAGCGGUACCAGGCCCUGAAAAUCCAUGCGGAGGAAAAACUAGACAAAGCCAAUGAGGAGAUUGCUCAGGUUCGAACGAAAGCGAAGGCUGAGAGCGCUGCUCUCCACGCGGGGCUCCGGAAAGAGCAGAUGAAGGUGGAGUCCCUGGAAAGGGCCCUUCAGCAGAAGAACCAAGAGAUCGAAGAACUGACAAAAAUCUGUGACGAGCUGAUUGCAAAGCUGGGAAAGACGGACUGAGUCUCCCCCGUUGGCUCAGCAGAUCUGCGUUUGGCUGCUUCUCUCAUGACCACGAUUAUCUUGCCUUAUCCAGGAAUAAUUGCCCCUUCGCAGAGAAAAAAAACCUACAAAACUUUACGAAAGCACAUGCCUACUGCUGCCUGUCCCGCUUUGCUGCCGCCGCACCCGCCCCGGAGGAGCUGCUGGAGGAUUUACUGCACAGCCGCGGAAGGAGUGGCCCGACCGCCCCGUCCUUGGGCUCAGUUAGACGGGCUGCCUGGUCUGGGCGGGAUUCUCUAUCUUUGGUUUGUUUUAAAGUCAUCUUUACUUUCCCCAAGUCCCCAGGUGUGUUCAGUUUAUGAUUUUUAUAGCUAUUAUUUGGGACCACAUCUUGUCCAUCACCUGUCAGAUUUUUUUUUUUAAUUUAAUUAUUUCAUCUUUUACAUUUAAUUUUCGGUAUUAGUGGUAUCAUUUGAGGAGAUGACUUGGCCUAUUGUUACUUCCAGUUGAGUACCCAUUUAUCCACACACUCACUGUCUUUCUCUCUCUCACACGCACACGCAUGUUUAUAUAUGCUGCUGGGUUUUUUUGUGUUUUUUUUCCCCUGAAGCAUAGUCAAAUAAGAACUUCUCUACAGAAGGGCAUAUUUGCAUAAAUGUAAAACCCUAUUUUGAAACAGAGUCCUGGCUCAGAACACCAACUUCAGAAUUGGGGGGGUUCAAGAGGUGAAGCCCCCACGUCUGGCAUGACUCAGAACCUCAGACUCAGGUGUCGCACAGGGGAGGCUGUUGGCCGUCGUGUCCUGUUGCCCCGGUUAGUCCUCAGACCCGGGGUGUCUACUUGGUGGGAUCCUGGUUCCCUCACAGCUGGGGUUCGGCAGGUCUGUCCUAGAGCUGUCAGUCUCCUCCGCUUCCAUUUGUUGCUACAGAAUCAGCAUUUGCUCUCUAUUAUCUUUCUGUUUGAAAUAUGGAAAGGAAAUCUGCUUGUAAAAGGUUUAGAUGAUCUUAUUUAAUUAACUCCAUUAGCAAUUGUAAGGUGAAGCGACCGUUGGAUUUUUGCAAAUGUGAUGCAUUGUUCAUCAGAUUUUUUUUUCCCCAAGAGGCCAAAAAAAAAAAAAAUCCUUUCAAAUUUAAA